Molecule: messenger RNA, 761 nt
Organism: Mizuhopecten yessoensis (Yesso scallop)
Lineage: Eukaryota; Metazoa; Mollusca; Bivalvia; Pectinida; Pectinidae
Exons: 3
Coding region: 58-372 (104 amino acids)
Biological process (GO): proteolysis
Molecular function (GO): cysteine-type peptidase activity
Source: RefSeq, a predicted model, not a curated record
UUCCAUAUUUACGAGACUAUACUCCUGCCUGUAUGUCAUAAGGACCACUGGUUCCUUAUGAUCGCCAAACCCAAACAACAGGAACUGUACAUCUAUGAUUCGCUACAUAGUAUUGAGAGAUCAAACAUGUUUGCAAAACAUUGGAGGCAAUUCCUCAUUGCUCGUGGUCAAGCUCUUGGAAUGGCACCACAGGAGUGCACUUUGAUGGAGUCUCCUUGCUCGAGGCAAGACGACGGUCAUUCAUGUGUAGUCUUUGUCAUGAUGAAUGCAGCUGCAGUUUUUGCAAGGAGAAAUCCGUUGGUGAUAAGACAAUGUCAUGUUAACAACUACAGAGUUUUUGUAAGAGAACGACUGAUCCAUGCUGAAUUGUGAAUGUGUCUAAAUCUGAUAACAAAAAAAUCAUUCAGACCCCUUUUUAUGGAGUUGUUGCCCUUUGUUGAAAAACUAUUGUCCUGACAACUCUUCUAAAAACUCUGGUCUAAUCGUCCAUACAGCUUCUCCUAAGAUACUGGGUCGAUUAUAACAAUAGUUGACAUUGUGCAUCUAGGAAGUAGUAUUUCUACAUUCCAACCUUUUUUUAACAGCGUUAUAGCCCCUUGUAGAAAAAUCCUUGUACAGGAAUCUGUGUAUUUGUAUGUCAAAGGGAUGAAAACUUUUUUUUUUGUAUUAAUAUUUAUUGUCGAAUGAAUACCAAAGUAUACGUGUUGUUUUGUGUGAAUUUAUAUUUAUUGUAGAAUGAAUACCAAGUAUAAGUGUUGUUU